Messenger RNA from Coccidioides immitis RS, 2615 nucleotides. Its product is annotated as secreted carboxypeptidase McpA. The record is from RefSeq and is a predicted model, not a curated record. Gene Ontology annotation, molecular function: metallocarboxypeptidase activity; zinc ion binding. Lineage: Eukaryota; Fungi; Ascomycota; Eurotiomycetes; Onygenales; Onygenaceae. Gene Ontology annotation, biological process: proteolysis. The coding region runs from base 1353 to 2615 and encodes 420 amino acids. The transcript is spliced from 6 exons.
GAAGGAUUUAGCGGCCUUCAGGACCUUGCUGGAGACGUUUCGACUGUCGUGGUCAGAGGAUGCCACCUGGACCGGUAUGAAGAUCACUUGCGACAUUGAGGACGCAGCUAGCGCUAGCCGAAUCCCUCGACAGAAGAUCUUGAGUCGAUCUUCGCAUUGGCGAAGGAGUGGGGUCUUGACGGGAAGCAACGCCUGGAGGAUGCUCAUCUUCCUGAUACGGCCCGAGUGCAACCCAACCUUUCCACUCUUCGACGUCUUUUUUCGAGCGCUGAUUCGGCGGCGUCCAAGAUUUUCGGCUCGUCCAGUCCCUGGAUAAACCCCCCCACAACCACAGCAGGUUAUCAAGGUCUAUUCCGGAAUGCGGAGUCAACUCACAACCUCUCGUCAUGUUUGCCACCUCUGGCUGCUCUGCUUUGACAAAUUUUCAUGCCCGCAUAGUACGGAGUACAAGAGUAAUAAAUAAGCAUUUGUUUGAAACUCUUAGAGCUAGUGUCGACUUAAAAUUGUUUGGGGGGGCUGUUUCAUUUGCCCAUUUAUGCUUCGCAGGUCGGUCUCAUGAACAAAUUCAUCAUCAACAACUCAACAGCAUGUGGUUUCCUGCAAGAAACAAGGAUGGAAGUUAGUUGACUGCGCGUUUGAUCACUCCAAGUAUUCCAGAAUGAAAAAAGAAAAGGCCACUUGGGAUUGAUCGGCGUGGCUUCCGGUGACACAUUCUGUCCUGUGGGCUGAUGUCUGGUACUGGCGCGCCUGAAACUGUGGCCAGUCAGAUACAUUCACCCCUGGCGGCUCACUUCGGCGACCGAUUUACUGAGGAUUGACGUUUCCCGAAACAUACGGAGUACUCGUCCCUGAUGAAGAUCAUUGCCGUCCGAUUAUGAAUGUGGGGCGAAUUGGGGGUGUUUUGGCUGGUCGCCCGUCUCUGGUUUCGCGAGUAAAACGUCAAGCUAACUCCAGAUACCGUUCGGCUGAGAGCGUGCAUGGCAGCCAGUGGAAAUGGCUCAAAUUAGAAUUGCAGCUCUGGGAUUUACGCUGCCACUCACCUAAUUUGUGGGAAGGAAUACUCCGCACGUUAAAUAUUAGUUGCUCUGCACCAUCAUUUCUCCGCAGGACAUGCUUGCAUGGCACGCGGUAUAUGAUCAUACGUGAUGACUUCCCGAAGGAAACCGGUAUCAUCCAUGCGGGAUAGCCUUCUUUAUAAAGUCCUGACGAAAUCCUGAGAACUGAUCUUCUCCUCUUAUUUCCGUCUUUUGCGGUCUCAAGGCGUUCAAGUACCAUACUGAAGUCGGCCGUGCCUGCAAAUUUCCGGACUGGUGAAGCACUGCCUGGUACCUGGGUCGUUCUCUCAUUGCAUCAUGAAGUCGCUCGCUGUUCUGUCGACGCUCGUGGCGUCUGCUCUCGCCGCAGCCGUCCCCAAUGUAAACUACAGCGGAUACAAAGUUGUUCGCAUCCCAACUGAACAAAGCAACCACGCCAAGGUUGUCGAUAUCAUUAAAGCCCUGAAGCUGGAUACAUGGAAAUACCCCAAAGCUGCCGGCUCCGAUGCAGAUAUUGUUAUCCCACCAAACCAGCUUUCGGCCUUCAACAAGGCCAUCGCUGGCCUCAAGACAGAGAUUAUGCACGAGGAUCUCGGAGCCUCUAUCGAGGGUGAAUCCACUCACUCUAGUGCUUUCAAAGCUGGAUCAUAUGCAACCGCUCCCGACUCCGAGUGGUUCAUGGAUUAUCACAGCUUUGAUGACCACAUGAACUGGCUCAACGAGCUCCAGAGCCAGCAUUCCUCGAACUCCGAGAUUGUCAGUGUUGGAAACAGCUACGAGAAUCGCCCUAUCCAGGGAAUCCAUAUUUGGGGAGCUGAACAAGGAAAGCCUGCUGUUGUUUGGCACGGAACUACCCAUGCCCGUGAAUGGAUUACCACCAUGGUUGUGGAAUAUAUGGCUGCCAGCCUUUUGAGUAAUUCCAGUGCUGCCGACGCUACAGUGCAAGCCAUGCUUGACAGCUAUGAUUUCUACAUCUUCCCCGUUGCUAACCCAGACGGAUUCGUCUUCACCCAAACCCGUGACCGCAUGUGGCGCAAGAACCGUACCCCUAACCAGGGUGCUUGCCCCGGUACUGAUCUGAACCGCAACUGGCCCUACAUGUGGGAAGGAAGCGGCUCAUCUCCAGACCCUUGCGAUGAAACUUACAGAGGAGCCCAGCCCGGUGACGCCCCAGAGACCCAACUUUGGCUCGAAUACCUUCCGAGACUUGUAGAGAGCCAGGGUGUAAAACAAUACAUCGACUGGCACUCCUACUCUCAGCUCUUCAUGACUCCAUAUGGCUACAGCUGCACCGAGACCCCUGAUAACCACGACAUGCAUAUUUCCCUCGCGAACGCCUUUAGCCAGGCAGUCGAGGCAGUUCACGGUACUAGCUUCACCACUGGCCCAAUUUGCAACGCUAUCUACCAGGCGAACGGAAACAGCGUCGACUGGGCUGUUGAUGUUGGAAAUAUUGAGUUAGGUUUCGCUGCGGAGCUCCGUGAUACUGGUAGAUAUGGUUUCGUUCUUCCACCUGACCAGAUUAUCCCAAGCGGUGAGGAAACCUGGGCUGGUAUCAAGGCUAUGUUUGAGAACCUCUAA